Paramecium sonneborni is the source of this 943-nucleotide messenger RNA. Lineage: Eukaryota; Ciliophora; Oligohymenophorea; Peniculida; Parameciidae. The record is from the annotation of a GenBank genome assembly.
AUGAUUAGAUUUUUGAGGCGAAUACAAAACUUUUGCAAUUAAGCAGAAGUUUUUGAUGUUGCUGUGGUUGGUGGAGGUUCAGGAGGGUUAGCUUUUGCUCUUGUAUAUAUUUUUAAUUAUAUAUUAGGAAGGUGCAAAACUUGGAUUAAAGAUUGCAGUAUUUGAUUAUGUCACACCUUCGAGUCAUGGCUCCACUUGGGGUUUAGGAGGGACUUGUGUUAAUGUUGGAUGCAUACCAAAAAAAUUAAUGCAUCAAAGUGCUAUAAUUAAAGAGAAGAAUGUAAGUUCUAAUCCUUAUGGAUGGACCUCUAGUUUUUAAGAAUAAGUUGAUUGGAAUAUUUUAAUAGAAAAUAUCUAGAAUCACAUAAAAGGGCUGAAUUAUGGUUACAAGGGAAAUUUACAAAAAUAGGGAAUUCUUUAUUUGAAUGAUUAAGCAACUUUUAAGGAUAAUCACACAUUGAUAUAUGGAAAGCCAGAUGAUUUGAUUGCAUAAGAUAAAAAUAAAUUAAAGGAAUUAAAAUUUAGAUAUUGUGUUAUUAGUACUGGGGGACGUCCUACAAAAUUAAAAUCAUUAGAAAAGCAUGCUAUCACAUCAGAUGAUAUAUUUUCAUUAAGGAAACCACCUGGUAAGACUCUUGUUGUUGGAGGUGGAUAUAUUGCAUUAGAAUGCGCAGGAAUUUUAAAAGGAUUAGGUUUUGAUGUAACAUUAAUGACAAGAGGAAAGUACCUUAGAGAAUUUGACUAGGAUAUUGUUGAGAUGAUUUUAGAGCAUUACUAAAAAUAUUUAAAAGUGAAUAUUAUACCUUAAUCAUUGCCAUUUCAUUCAGAAUAAAAAAAUGAUAAAAUCUUGGUUAAGUGGCAAUCUACUGUUAGUGCCUAAGAAGGCAGUGGAAUCUUUGAUACUGUUCUUAUGGCUAUAGGCAGACANUAAAACCUAUUAUGA